Suillus subaureus is the source of this 1820-nucleotide messenger RNA. RefSeq names its product major facilitator superfamily domain-containing protein. Bases 1 to 1539 code for a protein of 512 amino acids. Gene Ontology annotation, molecular function: transmembrane transporter activity. Gene Ontology annotation, biological process: transmembrane transport. The record is from RefSeq and is a predicted model, not a curated record. Lineage: Eukaryota; Fungi; Basidiomycota; Agaricomycetes; Boletales; Suillaceae. The transcript has 7 exons.
AUGUCUCCCUCCAGCACUGAGAAACUAGGGGCGCACUGCGAGUCUCCCGAAGCAACUGCCGAACAAAUUGCAGCGUCCCCAGAAGAAAGUUGGCCCACAAAAGAUUUUGGUCUUAUACCGAUCCCGAAAAGGCUCCAAUACGAUCCCGUCAAACCUUUUCACUUUGGCAUCUUUCUCAACAUGUCCUUUGGAUUUGCUAGCACAUUCACUGUUGCUAACUUGUAUUAUUGUCAACCGCUGUUGAGUAUGUUGUUGCGAGGAGUUAUCGGCUGUUUCACGGUGUGUUAUUUCGUCUGUUUCAAUGAAUCUGGGCUAAUAGUGAGUAUAAUUCGGUUGUCAAGAAUCCCCACCCUCGUUCAAGCAGGAUAUUUAGUGGGAUUACUUUUGAUAUCCCCCCUCGGCGACCUUGUUCGACGCAGACAACUGGUGUUGCUGCUGGUUGCAAUAUCCACUACUCUAACGAUAGGUUUGGCCGUGACUAAAAAUUUGCAAGUUUUUGAGACCUUGUCCUUCUUGGUCGGCGUUGCAACUGUCACUCCCCAGAUCUUGAUGCCCCUAGCUGCAGAUCUGGCCCCACCUGAACGUAGAGCGUCUGCAUUAUCUGUGGUACUCUCGGGUCUCAUGCUAGGCGUCCUGAUCGCUCGUGUCUUGGCUGGCGUCAUAGGUAAUUUUACAACCUGGCGUGCAGUCUACUAUAUGUCAAUUGGUGUCCAAUCACUCGUUCUUAUCGGCGCCUACCUGAUGCUUCCUGACUAUCCGUCCAAAAACCGUGAUAUGACCUAUUUCCAAAUCCUAUUUUCGAUGGCCAAGUAUGCGGUGACGGAGCCACUUGUAAUACAGGUGGCCAUUAUAAAUAUUGCAUCCAGCACAUGUUUCACUAGUUUUUGGGUCACUCUCACCUUCCUUCUCGGAGGUGCACCCUAUUACUACUCCACUCUCAUAAUUGGUCUCUUCGGUCUCGUUGGCAUGCUAGGCGUGCUCGUUGGACCUUUCGCAGGGCGUCUAAUUGAUAGGCUGGUUCCUUGGUACGCAACUUUGACAGCCACUGGCUUGCUCCUGGUUUCCCAAGCUGUGCAGACUGCUGCAGGUGGAAUCAAUGUUGCAGCUGUCGUCAUCGCAUGCUUCGGGCUUGAUGUUGCGCGUCAGGCCCAGCAAGUGUCUAUGACCACUCGGGUCCUAAGCAUAUCUUCCGCAGCUCGUGCGCGUUUAAACGCCAUUCUCAUUCUAUCGCUCUUCAUCGGGCAGGUGAUGGGCACAUCCGUUGGCACGCAAGUUUUCGUGCAACACGGGUGGAGAGCGUGUUCACUAUUGAUGCUAGCGCUCCAAGCCUUCUCAAUUCUAGUUUUAUUGCUGCGCGGUCCACAUUGUCCUCGAAAACGUUGGUUUGGCUAUGAAGGGGGACUCGAGGCACGGAAACGUGUUGUCUUGGAGAGGGAGAAGUCACGGAGUGGCGAGGGGGCAAAAGUGGAACACGAUUCAGAGGCGCAAAUAGAGGCGCCGAUGCAAAAUGGUGAAGGUCUGCAGUCCGAUACAUCAUAGAUAGAAGUUCAUCUUGUGACCCGAGGAAACUUGCUCACGGGAAGGACGGCAGCGGUAAUGCAAUUUGCCACUGGGACCACCGAAAAAGUAAGGCCGCGUCUUUGAUAAGAAUCUACAAUGGUGGGACCCACAAGUGCAUAGCAUGUAAGUCACGCCAUACCAAUAUAGAGUUACAAACACUGAGACUACUUUCCAGUCGGGGAACUUUGAAGUGUUGGAAUAGCAAAACUGGCGAAGGUUAGUGACCACUCAAAAAAACCUCAUCGGAAUGCGACAUACCA